AUGCCGGAUCUUAAGCUCAUCAACACUUUGCAAAAGCGAAAACUUGAAGCAAUCAUACCACACUCAACCCAUCUAUCAAUUGGGCAGUCAACCGAGUUGAAUAAGUUCCUGACAAUCGUCAUACAAACCAUAGCAGAUAUGGCGAAUACCAUCAAAGUGAAGGAACAGCUAGUCAUCCUCAAGACUCAGGAUGAUUGGGAUAAGUGGAUCGAACAACUGGAAGGGAUGGUUACACCUACGCUAUGGACGAAAUUCAUAGACCCAGACUCAACCAAUCCACCAGCCAUACCAACCCUCGACAUGGAGGAACCAAUCGAGUCAGCAUACUCGGCCACCUAUACCACCGCGGUUAGCAGGGCAGAGGAGGAGCAGGUCGAGCCGCCUGAGUAUAAUCGAGUCCAAUACAACCUCACAAACAAAGAGAGAGAGGAAUUCAGGUUCGACCUGGAGAUCUUCACUCGCAAGGACCUACCCAAAUUCAAAGCUGAAGAACGAGAAUACAUGGAAGCAGCUCAGGUCAUCCGACAGACAUGCGAUGAUACAGCCAAACUAUACUUGAAGGCAAAAGACCCGCUCCGUACACAAGUUCAGAAAUUGCGAGAUGUCUAUCGAGGCGAUCCAGCUCUACGAAAGCGACGCGCGAGGGAGGCGUACAACACCGCAAUCAGGACGCCGGUGACGGCGAAGACAAUUACAUCUUGGGUAUCUAAGUGGCAGGAGGCAAUGCUUCAAGCUGAAGCAGUUGACCUACCACAUGCACUAGACUAUGAGCAGUGGUCGAGUGACCUACUGGCUGCAGUUGGUGAUCUGGUCCCGAGCACAGUAACUCGGAUCCUCCAGACCACAGCUGGAAAUGGUGAUCUUAAGACAUACCGCGAUGUGGUGCAGGCUAUUCAAUCAGAGUACAGCAUUCGGCAUUCUGUAAGACCUGCCCAAUCUGGAGCAAGGCGUGGAGCGUUUGUGUCUGUAGCUGCUGAGGCUGAAUCUGAAGGACCUGAUCAAUCCAAAGAUCUGCCAUCAAGACCUCAAACCAAGGCGGGUGGGAAUGAGACAAAAAGACACCGAUCAGGCACCGUUGGUGGCUGUUGGGGGUGUGGCCUGAAAGGUCACACACUCGAAGGCUGUUUCUUCGCGGAACCAAAGAAGAGGUCAGAAGAAUGGAAGCCAUUGGAGUUCAGACGAAGUAUCUGGCUUCGAAACAAGAAAACCGAAAGGGUUAUCAGAGAAUUAAAGAGACUCGGAAUGCCUAUGCCACCUGAUGAUUAG
Verruconis gallopava is the source of this 1266-nucleotide messenger RNA. RefSeq lists its product as uncharacterized. The record is from RefSeq and is a predicted model, not a curated record. Lineage: Eukaryota; Fungi; Ascomycota; Dothideomycetes; Venturiales; Sympoventuriaceae. Bases 1 to 1266 code for a protein of 421 amino acids. The transcript has a single exon.